Molecule: messenger RNA, 2597 nt
Organism: Xiphias gladius (swordfish)
Lineage: Eukaryota; Metazoa; Chordata; Actinopteri; Istiophoriformes; Xiphiidae
Gene: soul4
Product: heme-binding protein soul4
Exons: 6
Coding region: 277-1023 (248 amino acids)
Source: RefSeq, a predicted model, not a curated record
GCCGAUCGCUCCGUGCGGCCGAGCCGGGUUGUGAGCUCGCCGCCUUCAGUACAACGCGGUUGUUGUCGACUUCAUGCUGGUUUCAUCUUGACCUACCUUUCAUUUUCAAUCAGUGAAAGCGACGUUGCGUGACUCGUGUCCGACAUGAAGUGCGUUCAGUGCAGCGUCCAACGCCAGAAUCCGCGCGGUGGACAGCCGCAGUGGACUACUCAAUAAUCCAGUCUGUGUCAGUGGACAAUCUCUGAAGGUCAAAGGUCAUCUCCUCUCCCAGCGGACAUGGCUCUGAUCUCACUGGAAGACCUCGACGGAUUGGACGACGAACAGCUGGACGAUGACAUCACUGACAACCCCGAGCCAAUGGAUGAAGAGGACAGAGAUCGACUGCUGACUCACUGGCAGGCCGUCGCCAGCACCCACCACGUGUCAGUACCUCCAGACAUGACCGGACCCAUACAGGAAAUGACCCGCAACCGCCAGCAGAGGGAGCCCCUCCCCUUCACUCCGAUAUCCCACCAUGAGAAGAUGGGGGAGGUGAUGUACGAGGAGCGGGUGUAUCCAGCAGGACACUGGGCCUGUGUGACCAAAGGGGAGGAUCUGUACGAACAGAGCAUCUCCAUGGGCUUCAUGAAACUGAUGCGCUUCAUCUGUAAAGAGAAUUCUGCAGGUAGCUACCUGGGGAUGACAGUGCCCGUGGUCAGUAACAUCCACAUGAUGGGGGACGGAGCCACGUUUGAGAAAGACGUCCAGACUUUGUUCUUCCUGCCUGCUGAGUUUCAAACCAGCCCCCCUCAACCCUUCGACCCUGAUAUCACCAUUGUCUACAGAGAGCCAAUCAGGGUCGUCGCCAGGGCGUUCUCGGGGACGACCACGGAGGAGACGGUGACCCGUCAGAUCAGUCUGCUGUGGGAGAUCCUCGGCGUCACCGACGACCUCCGCAGAGACGACUACAUGGUCGCCGUGUACGAGAACCCUGGCGUACCUCGCCGCAGGAACGAGAUCUGGUUCAUCAGACGCAACCUAUAGACGCCUUCCCAUCAGGCUCCGCUCUCUCACCACCUCCUUCUCUGGUUGACUGGUUUGUUGUGUACACACUUCCUAUAGCUGAAUUUUUUUUUUUUUUUUUUUUUAAUGUCAAACUGACCAAUCAGAGCAGGUUUCUGUUUGUUAGCCGGUCCGGACACUAAGCCCCGCCCCUCACCCCCUCCUGUCCAAUCAGAAUGCCUCUCUCUAGCUAACUGUCAGUCUACUGGUUCACACUUUAAGAGGAUCCCGUGUGACUGCGCUACAGAGUAGUUCCUAAAGUCUAGUUCACCUCAAUCACAUCAGGAGAAACAAAACUAAAACUGCAGCGUCUGACGUCACCGCAGGGAAGCAACUUUAGGUGGAGUUUUCCUUUAAAGGGUUAAACAGCUGAGUUCAGUCUGCUGUCAGUUAGAGGUGGAAUAAAGGGUGGAUUCCCGGUUUUACUCCAGUCUGCAUCAGUCGAGUGUCCGUGUGAACAGGUCUCUGCUCAACAUGUUUCUGAUGGAAGUGAGGGAGACAAAGUCCGCAGUCCUCGUUCAUUGUGAAAGUGUUUUUUUCUGAACUAUCUGAAGCUUCAUCAGUCUGAAACAUGUUCAUAUGGACACGUGACGGUUUGAUACAGACUGGAGUAAAAGUGGGAAUCUGCCCUUUCAGCUGCAGCAGGUCUGACAGGUUGAAUCAAGCUGAACGUCUGUUUCACUACAGUGAACAUCCUGCAGACCUGAACCAGGUCUGGAGGUUUUAGAUCAGACUGAGGUUUUAGUGGCCGUGUUGUUACAGACCGUUUUUAGUUUCAUGAUGAAAGGACAGUGAAGAAGAUUGAAAGUGAAUAUUUUUGUAAAUUUUGAAGCUGUAGCUUUUAUAAAGUCAGAGCUGAGAGAUGGUUUUAUUCUGAUCCUCUUAAGGUUUUUCAAGGGUUAAAUGUAAAAUAAUGAAGCAGACGUUUGUCAGUGGCUCAAACUCUGACAGCAGGCUGGUUUCUACAGACGCUGUUGGAGUUAUUAAACGUCUUAUUUUUCUGGUCAAGGUUUCUAAUUAAAUUCCUCAUUUUAAAAGACAGGUGACUCCUUCCAUGUUUUCAAAUACAAACAGCACAUUAAACUAACACAUUUAAACAGUAACAUGGUUUUAAUCCUGCAGCUCUUUUAUAGUUUUUAUUUUCUGACUAUUUGACUUGAAACUUUUUUUUUUUUUAAAGACCAAACAGCUUUGUGAUUUUUGGUCGCUGUUUUAGUUCAUCCGGUUGAAGUUGUUGGACAAAUGUACUUAAGUUCAUUUUUAUUGUGAAAGUUUUUUUUCCCUUCAAUUCCAACAUUUGCGUAUAAAAUAUUAAAAUAAAAUCUCAUUUAAAAGUGACGUGUGAACCUCUUUCCUGCGUAAUUCAAACAUUAGGUGUUUCAUUUAUUUUUCAGGUGUUUAAGCUUCAGUACAACAGAAGUAAAACGGGUUUCAGGUUAAAGUACUUUUACUUCUAUUGGUGAUCAGUUGAAAAUCAAUGAAGUUUUGUUUAAAAUGUUAAGAAAUCUGUAAAGUUACUGUAACAAACCUGUAUAUUUCUAGUAAAACUUCACUUA